Messenger RNA from Scheffersomyces stipitis CBS 6054, 4591 nucleotides. Its product is annotated as putative helicase. The transcript has 4 exons. The record is from RefSeq and is a predicted model, not a curated record. Lineage: Eukaryota; Fungi; Ascomycota; Pichiomycetes; Serinales; Debaryomycetaceae. Gene Ontology annotation, cellular component: intracellular anatomical structure. Bases 1 to 4224 code for a protein of 1407 amino acids. Gene Ontology annotation, molecular function: ATP binding; RNA binding; protein binding.
AUGGCCAAAAAGACCAAAACCAAGCAGCAGGAAGAAACGCCUCCUCCAGGCAAUGCGAAGGGUAAGAAAAACUCCAAAUCUAAGGUAGAAGAACCACAGGAUGAAGUCAAGAAACCACUUAGAGGUUUGGCUAUAGGGGAAAACUUUGGAUGGACGGGAAAACUUCCAGUAACCUUAUUGAAUGAAUAUUGCCAAAAACAAAAAUGGGGCAAGCCCAGCUUCGAUAUGGUUAAGAAGGGGCAGGGAUUUGUCUGUUUCUUUCAUCUUAAUUCGGUUAAUCCGAAGACAAAAGAGCCGAUCUCCAUAAAAUUCAUACCCAAGUACGAACCAAAACUGACAACAAAUGAAGCUAGGCAUAUGUCGGCUACGUAUGUUUUGUACCGUAUUAAUUUCAUCAAAAACAUGAAAAUGCUUCUUCCGAACAUUUUCCGAGACUAUUGGGUCGAACUCGAAAAGGAACGACUCGAAGUCUUGAAGAAAGACAAGUAUAAGCAUGACUUGGUAUACAAUGUCAAUCCCUUCCAAGUAUAUAUAGAGCAGCAAGAGUUGGUGCAGAAAAAGACUAAACAGGAACUUCUCCGGAAGGAAAAUGAAAGUAAAAUAAAGAAACCUUCUAUCAGCAUAGGCACUACUGUUGUUUCAGCUAAAGCAAGUACCGCCACCUCGAGUACAAAGGUCAACAAGAUACCACAAACUAUCAAUGUGCCUACAUUUCCAAGAAAAGUAUGGGGCAAUGCUCCAUUCAUUGACUUUCCACCGGAGAUUCGUAGUUCCUUGGAACAGUCAAUCCGUAAACAUAUCAAUUGGAUCAUUGAUAACGAACAUCCAAUGUCUCAAAAUAAAUCCAAGGCCGAGGAAAAUCAGAAGUCAUUGCUAGCAUUAGGUUUUAGACAAAUUCACAUCGAAGAAGCUUUCAAGUACACUUCUUCGUUUGUAGAUUCCUUGGAAUGGCUCUUAUUCCAUAUUCCUGAAGAUGACCUUCCACCGCAAUUCACUAAGACUGAAAAGGAUUCUAGUGUCAUGCUUAGAGUUUCCAAAGAUAUCAAGCUUGAGUAUAUGUUGAAACGGUUGUCAGAAUCAGGUUUCGAUAAAGAUGACGUCUUGACUUCCUUAGAGGAAUGCGAGUUUAACGAAGUGCAAGCUGGCGUCAAACUCACACGUACAUUUUUAGAAUUAGAGUCAGAUCAAGAAUUUGAAGCUACAGAUUUGGAAGACUCUCAGAGCUUAUGGGAACAAGAGCUAGAAGGAAUAAAAAUGAUGGAGUCCAACAAAGUUACCUUUAAUAAUUCUGAGAAAACUAUUGUAGAUAUUCAACUCAGACCACAUAAGAUCGCUGAAGACUUACUUAAUGUUCGUCUACUCAAAAGCUUGCAAUACCCUUGUGAGCUCCCUGGUAUUCAAAUCGUUGUGAACAACCCUUCCUUCAAAUUAGCGAACUACAUCAAGUUGUCAAUUCUCUCUAGUUUGGUACAAUACAUCACCGAAAAUGAAAUUCUCGGUGAGUGCAUGAUUUUCAACAUUAUCGAAUGGCUCGAGGAGAACAUUUCUCGAAUUAUUGAUAACCCAGGUCCUUUAAUUCUGGAAGGAGUAAUUAAUAGAGCAACCCAAAGUAACAAGAAAAGGACCAUUUCUACUACUACAUCUCAAAACAAACAGUCGAGAAUUAAAGUUAAACUGCCAAAGGAAAUAGAAGCAGAUAAACUUGCCUACAAGGCUAAGUUGACGUCAAAGGAAAUGCAGAAGUCUUUGAAACAGAGAAGUUCCUUACCAGCUUGGAAAAAGAAAGAACAAUUGGUGGACGUUAUUAACUCCAACAAGGUUACCUUGGUGACAGGGGAGACUGGUUCGGGUAAAUCCACUCAAAUCGUGCAAUUUAUUCUCGAUGAUAUGAACUCCAGGGGCAAUUUUUCCGGCAAGAUUAUGUGUACUCAACCAAGACGUAUUUCUACCCUUGGUCUUGCUGAUAGAAUAUCGGAAGAACGUUUGGAUAAAGUUGGCGGAGAAACAGGGUACAUUAUUAGAGGUGAAAAUAAAACCAGUAAAGAUACCCGAAUAUCAUUUGUGACUACAGGUGUUCUUUUGAGAAUGUUGCAAUCUUUCCUUGCAUCUUCCAGUUCACAUCAGACUUCUAUUUUUGAUGAGUUAGAAUACAUCUUCAUUGAUGAAGUUCACGAACGUUCCGUGGAUAGUGAUUUUUUACUCAUCAUAUUAAAAAAGACCAUGAAUCGUUUUCCUAACCUUAAGAUUGUCCUAAUGUCUGCAACCAUAAGUGUCGAGAUCUUCAAAAACUUUUUCAAUACACCUUUAAAUCAUAUUCAUAUUGAAGGUAGAACAUUUCCAAUUGAAGACUACUACUUAGAUCAAAUUAUUGAUGAUAUCGACUACACCGUGGAAACUGCAAAUGGAAUUGUGAAACCAAGGGCGGAUUCUCAUUACUUUGAGAAGGGAAACAUUAAUUUCGACUUAGUUGCUAGGUUGUGUUUGCACAUCGAUGAUAAACUUGAUUCCGAGGGAAAUGAUGGCUCCAUCUUAAUAUUCUUACCAGGUAUCAUGGAGAUUAAUCAAUGUGUCUCCAUUAUUGAGAGAGCCUUCUCGAAGAGGGACAAACCAUCUUGGACGCUCCCAUUACACUCAGCAUUGUCUUCUAUGGAACAGAAACGAGUCUUUAAGGUACCAGCGAAGGGUACAAGAAAGAUUGUGGUGUCUACAAACGUUGCAGAAACUUCGAUUACUAUUCCCGACUGUGUGGUGGUCGUUGAUGGAGGUAGAUCGAAGACGAUGUUCUAUGAUCCCGAAAAGAAUACAACUAGAUUAAUUGAAAACUGGUGUUCCAAGGCCGAAAUUGGACAGCGGAGAGGUAGAUCAGGUCGUGUAACCAAUGGUAACUGCUACCAUCUUUAUACCAAAGAAAUUGAAACCAAAAUGAGACAACAGGCCGUUCCUGAAAUCAAACGGACAAGACUUGAAAAUUUGUACUUAGUUGUGAAAUCCAUGGGCAUAAGGAGUGUUGAUGAAUUCUUGAACAGUGGUAUCGACGCUCCGGAUCAAUCGUCGUUGAAAACUUCGAAGAAAUUCUUAAAAGAAAUUGGUGCUUUGGAUGCUGAUACUGAAGAAUUAUCGCACCUCGGUAAGUAUUUAUCAUAUCUUCCAACGGAUCUCCAGAGUGGUAAAUUGCUCAUUCUUGGUUGUAUAUUUGGAUGUUUAGAUAUAUGCUUGACAUUAGCAUCUAUCAGCUCUACUGGUAAUCCUUUUUUCAAUCUUGCAGACAAAAGAGCGGAGAUCAAGCAAAAGAGAAGAGAGUUUUCCCAGAACCAAGGAGACUUUGUCGCCAUAGCUAAUGCAUAUGCAGAAUACGAUAAAAUGAAACAAAAUGGCGAGAACACCAAGAAAUUCAUUUCUCUGAACUACUUGUCAUUUAUUACAUUGAAUGAUAUCUCGUCUACAAGGGUACAAUACAUUUCUUUACUUAAGGAUCUUGGAUUUGUUCCACAUGGAUACUCACACAGGAAUCGUAAUGUCGAUUUUAACUUUCUUAAUAGAAAUAACGAAAAUUUCGGAGUCAUAAGAGCUAUUAUCACGGCUUCUUUCUAUCCUCAGAUUGCUAGAGUCCAGCUUCCCGACCCCAAAUAUGUGAAGUCGGCAGUGGGAUCUGUGGCAGUAGAUCCGGAAGCUUCAUUGACCAAGUUCUGGAGCAACAAAAACUUGGGAGAUGUAUUACCAGCCAAUAGGGCCAGAGUUCACAACAGUUCUGUUAUUUUUGAUGACAAUUCUGUUGACGGAUCACUCAGCGAAAAGAUAUUAGAACAAGCUACGGAUGAGGAAGGAAAUCUCGAUUUCGUAAAGGCAAGAGAAUUGUACGAUUUGACUCCGCAGGCACCUAAGGGAGGUAAUCCAAUUCUUAAAUCACCAUUUGUGGUGUACGGAAGAUCACACCAGACUUUUGCAUUUUUCUUGAGUGACAUCACUCCUACCAGUACAAUUGCUGCCUUAUUAUUUGGAGGUAGCAUAGGCUACAAUUUGAGCGACCAACUUUCGAAUGGACCUACUGGGAUUGUGUUGGACAAUUGGUUGCCAAUUCGAACGUGGUACAAGAAUGGUGUUCUAAUCAAACGACUCAGAAAACUAGUGGAUGGAAUGAUCGAAGACAGGUUAUCCAGUCCCCAUUACUCAAAAGAUGCCAAUGACGACAUUCUUGCAGUUGUUGAGCAAUUGUUGGCACUUUAGAAAUGGCUGCAAAAUCGAUUAGAGAAAACGAUACAAAAACUCCAACAGAAAAGUAUCAAACCGGAAAUACCCAAAACGGAAACCAUGUCACGAGCGCAAAUUACAGUGCGUAUAAAAUAGAAGCUUAAGUAUUGCUUUUUUGUGCGCAGAAGAUCUCUUGAUAUGUCAGAAAUGUCGCGCGACAUUUCGAUGGCUGACAAAUUGCGAAAUCCAGCCACAGUUAUUCCAUCUUGAUUUCAAACUCCAGAUUCUUAGUAAUAGAUACAACUGGAUCAUUCUUCAUAUAUUUAUAGAGUCAGAACCACUAGAUUGGUGAAAUAAGCAUUUUUUGUACAUACAUUUAAUCUACAGCAUUUGCAUUUAAUAU